Molecule: messenger RNA, 682 nt
Organism: Capsaspora owczarzaki ATCC 30864
Lineage: Eukaryota; Filasterea; Ministeriida; Capsasporidae
Exons: 3
Coding region: 62-475 (137 amino acids)
Source: RefSeq, a predicted model, not a curated record
CGAGUUCAUUCCUCUAACUCGACUUGUUGGUUUUGCACAUUGAACGCCUGCGACGAACACAAUGUCUGGCAAUUGGAGCACUGGCUUGUUUGCCAUUUUCGACGACCUUUCCAUCUUCAUCUACGGCCUGGGCGCGUCCCGAUGCCUCGCGAUUAACAACAGCGUCGUGCUCGGCGAAGGGAAGGCCUCGUUCGGCUUGGACUCUGCCAAAAUUGCAGGCCCGUUCCAGUGCGCCGGCUUUAUUGGCACGGACGGCGCGUUCUGCGUGAACUGUGCUGUUUGCACUUGUCUCCCAUGCGUCUACAUUCUGUGGCGUGGCGAUGUUCGCAAAAAGUUUGGCAUUCAGGGUUCGUUCAUGGGUGAUCUGUUUGCCGCCCUCUGCUGCGCAUGCUGCGCCAUCAUGCAAGAUUCCCGUGAACUCAAAAUCCACGGUCUUGCCUAUGGAGAGGUCCAAGCCAAGACCAUGGACAAGUAAUCGAGGAGCAGGGUUUGUCGCGUCGUGCUUUUGUGUUCAAUUUCUGUGUAGUGCUUCUUAGUGAACAAGAAAAAUUGGUUGCUUGUGUGGAUAACCACGCACAGCUUGUAAAGAUAAAGAUUGAGUAAAAAAACACAAAAAACACAAAAAACCAAUGAAACAAACAGCCAAGGCAAAGCUCAGACCGACUGUGAAAUAAUUUUAGAC